GUGUAGCUUUGCUGUAGUUCCGGUUUUCCACCACCAGGCGGCCCCUCCUGCUGUCAUGAAGCGACGUCACAAUGCGGAAGUAAACAGAGUCAGCAGCGCGAGCUUUACAUCCGGCCGGACUGAGCUGGAAGACGGCGGUGCUGCUGGUGUCGCAGAUGAAUAUUUCAGUAGUUAAAGUAAGAAUGUCUUCAGCUUUGAGAGAGCUGAUCAACGAGCGACUAACUGCUGCUGCUGAGGAAAUAUUCACAGAGUUUGAAAAAACCAUCGUCCAUUACGAGGAAGAGAUCGAUCGUCAGCGCAGACUGCUGGAUAACAUCUGGAAACCACAGAUAGCGUUACACACGACAGACAUCACACAGCAACAUGUGUGUAAGGAGGAGGAGGUUCUCGCUGAGCAGCAGCUGUGUAACCAAGAGAGGAGCUUCAGACUAGACCGGGAGGACCCAGAACCUCCCCAAAUUAAAGAAGAACACAAAAAACUCUGCACCGGUCUGGACCAUGUUGAACCAGAGCCUGCACAAAUUAAAGAGGAACAGGAAGAACUCUGCGCCAGUCUGAAUGAGGAGGACCCAGGGUCUCCACAAAUUAAAGUGGAACAGGAGGAACUCUGCACCAGUCAGGAGGGAGAGCAGCUUGUAGUGAAGCUGGAGACUGAUAUCUGUAUGGUGACUCCUACUUAUGAGGACAGUGACCACAGUGAACCUGAACCAAACAGUGACCAAGUUCUCUCUCACAGCUUUCCAGUAGCUGAAAGCCCACAUCAGGAUGGAAGCAAAUAUGUGAAAUCAGCAUCAACUGGAAUUGUCGAGCUGAAGACAAAGAGUAGACAUGACACUAACAGCAGUCACAGUGUAUACGGCUCUCCCACGUCGGAAAGUCCCUGUAAUACUGACACAGAGAAAAAGUGUGUUAAAUGUGAUGUUUGUGGAAAAGCCUUUAGGUAUAGGUCAGAAAUGAAGAAACACCACAGAACUCACACAGGUGAGAAGCCGUACCUUUGUAUCACUUGUGGAAAAAGAUUUUCUGCCUCUUCAGCAUUUAAAAAGCAUAAAUUAAUUCACACUGCUGAAAAACCGUAUGCUUGUAACUAUUGUGGAAAAAGAUUUACUGACUUGACAGCAUUUAAAAAACAUACAGCAAUCCACACAGGUGAGACACCGUAUUCCUGCAAAAUAUGUGGUAAAUUUGUCUCAAGUAAUGCGAUUUUGUUGGCCCACAUAAGAACCCACACAGGUGAGAAGCCUUACGUUUGCAAAGCCUGCAGGAAAAGGUUCAAUUCCAUGUCAGCACUGAAAACACACAUGAGAAUCCACACAGGUGAGAAGCCGUACCUUUGUAACAUGUGUGGGAAAAGAUUUUCUGACUCGUCAGCAUUUAAAAGGCAUACUUUAAUCCACACAGGUGAGAAGCCUUAUUCUUGUAAAACAUGUGAAAAAACCUUUAGACACAAAUGCCAUUUGACAGCUCACAUGAGAACUCAUACAGGUGAGAAACCUUUCCCCUGUGAGACCUGUGGAGAAAGAUUUCAAUAUGCAACAACUCUAAAAAAUCACGUAAGAACUCACACAGGUGAGAUGUCACACUCCAGAAACAUCUGUGAGAACACAGCUUCAAAAAUGCUUUUACAAAAAAGGUAGAUCUUUCAGAUUUAAAGCCCCUUAAGACUGUGGUUCAACAAUAUUCUUUAGAGUUUGUUGCAUGUGACAUUGUGAGAGAUGGUCUAAUAAAUUCUGGUUUCUGUCUGUGUCAAACUGUACAGUGGGUACAUGGUGACUUGUAUAGAAGUAUGUUGCAUUCUACUUUUAAGUCUCCUCUAUUAUUUUGGUUUGUGUGCGCAUCUAAACUUUAUUUUAAAAAAACACACACAUGAACUCUGUUGUUGAAGAUGAGAAAACUUCUAGUGCUCUGUGUCAAUGGAGGCCUGUAUUACGAAGCUGGAUUUGGGGUUAGCAGGGUAGCUUCAGGUUUAACUUGGGGUUUUCAAGGCUAUGAUGCUGGUCACUUCUUUCCAUGGUAACUUAUGCUGAACACCUAAGAGUUUUUAGAGCAGCAACUUUAAAGCCAGUUUAUUGUUCUGUAUGCUAUUGUAGAGCAACAUAAUCAUAAAACAGAAACUGAUUAAAACAGUAAAGCUUUACAGCCUACCUGUUGACCUUAUAUGAGUUGCAGUAAGUUUAUUUAUGGGUUUCAAUGACGUUUUAAUAUCUGUGGUUUACUUGCUCCCAGAGCUGUUUAAGAUUGGCAGUGAGAUUCCUGAUUUUAUCCUCCACAUCACCAUGGAAGUAGUUUUAUUUUUAUUACUUGAUUAUUUAUUCUUUGAUUUUGCCUUUUUUAAUGAGUAGCAUAAAGGGACUGCAUCUUUUAUUUUGUAAUACAAUCUUGUGAUGAUAAACUGAAUCUUAAAUCUUGAAUAAGAAACCUCCUUCUAAGCAGCUUACACACAACAUGGGGACAGUGAUACUAAGCUAUGUUCGGAGCCUGGUUGAUUUGACAAGUUGAUAGCCAGCUUUGCCGAGCUGCAGUAGUUAGGUUUAGUAAAGCCAGUCAGAUAUCCUGGAUAUGUUGAACUUGCUACGUAGUGCAGGCCUCUGGAGUCAUCCCUCGUUUGUUCAGAGCAUGAUUGAAUGCUUGUAUGGAUUUUGUGAUUUGCAUCAACCUCUGAUUUAGAAAUGGCAUUAAUUGUAAAAGAUGUAUGAUGUGGUGUUUUUGAAGGUGCUUUAGAAAUAAACUUACUUGUAUUAAAAUA
Molecule: messenger RNA, 2746 nt
Organism: Stegastes partitus (bicolor damselfish)
Lineage: Eukaryota; Metazoa; Chordata; Actinopteri; Pomacentridae
Product: zinc finger protein 570-like
Exons: 2
Coding region: 156-1637 (493 amino acids)
Source: RefSeq, a predicted model, not a curated record